GAAAGAGAGAUGGCGAGACACUUGGAAGAUGUAAUGAGCAUGGCUACAACGACACAUUUCGAUGCUAGCUACUUGUUUCAUGUUGUGUUCUUGGCUCUGAUCGGCUGUUGUGUCCUCUCGGCUAUGUUAUUCUCUUGCGCCGAUGGAGUUUCCGACAACAGACCCACUUCGGCAAAAAAACAGAAUAAACAUCUAAUGAAAAACCCCAAACAAAAACUGUAGCAAUUGAAUUCAUACUAAAAAUUUUUUUUUUUCUGUAGUUAUUUUCAUUGUAAACCAGAGUAAACAUAUCCAAAUCCCAUAUUGAAACCUUAACUUUUGAAGAGAUUCAUAAGUCUAAGAAAGCGUUGACUAAGUCUCAUGGGCUCCUAAUCGACACCAACAACAGCACACAACCACGGUUCAUGUGUUCAUGAGAUAAACUAAAAAAUAGGAGCUACCAUCAAAGAUUCUUCAUGGACCCGAAACCCGUACCGGAUCAAUUGAUUACCAAAAAAGAGACGAUCCUGUAGAUGAUUAUUUGGUGAGCCAAGAAGAAAGGUGCUGAAGGGGAAAAGUUUUUUCAGGCGCUGAUGGCAAAUGAUUCUUUAGACCUUGUCAUCUUCGCUUGUAGUUGUAUUUCUUUUCUAAUUAAGUUUCAAAAAUGUACUA
Molecule: messenger RNA, 651 nt
Organism: Camelina sativa (false flax)
Lineage: Eukaryota; Viridiplantae; Streptophyta; Magnoliopsida; Brassicales; Brassicaceae
Source: RefSeq, a predicted model, not a curated record